Messenger RNA from Anopheles coustani, 2069 nucleotides. Its product is annotated as probable peroxisomal acyl-coenzyme A oxidase 1. Gene Ontology annotation, biological process: lipid homeostasis; fatty acid beta-oxidation using acyl-CoA oxidase. The record is from RefSeq and is a predicted model, not a curated record. The transcript is spliced from 9 exons. Lineage: Eukaryota; Metazoa; Arthropoda; Insecta; Diptera; Culicidae. The coding region runs from base 1 to 2016 and encodes 671 amino acids. Gene Ontology annotation, cellular component: peroxisome. Gene Ontology annotation, molecular function: acyl-CoA oxidase activity; FAD binding; fatty acid binding.
AUGCCAUCGUCUUCGGUGAAUAAGGAUCUUCAAGCCGAGCGGGAUAAGUGUAGUUUUGAUAAAAAUGAGUUUACCCUGUGGUGGGUUGGCGGAAAGGAUAAACUGAAGGAAAAGGAGGAUCUAGAACGAUUUUUUGAGACUGAUCCAGACUUCCAUAACGAAACACCCAUCCAUUUUCUAUCGCACAAGGAACUGUACGAGGAAACUAUUCGUCAGUCAACGGCAAUUUUCCAUAAAGUUCGCAAAUUCCACGAAAAUCGUGGCAAUGGCGAUCCAUCGAACUACAAGGAAAUCCUUGGUGGGUUGCUCGGCAACGGCAUCAUUCGUCAGGGAAACCCAUUGGGCAUCCAUUUUGCAAUGUUCGUACCGGCACUAUUGGGACACGGAUCUCCCGAGCAGCAGGCCGAAUGGCUUCCACGCUCCCUGAAAUGUCAAAUACUUGGCACAUACGCACAAACUGAACUGGGACAUGGAACCUUCCUCCGGGGGCUGGAAACAACGGCCACGUAUGACGAGAAGACGAAGGAGUUUGUUCUACAGAGUCCAACAUUGAGCUCGUACAAGUGGUGGCCGGGAGGAUUGGCCCAUACCGCCAACUAUUGCGUCGUGAUGGCCCAACUCUUUUCGAAAGGAAAGUGCCACGGUAUUCAACCGUUCAUCGUACAGCUGCGCGAUGAAGAAUCGCAUAUGCCACUGAAGGGAAUCACGAUCGGCGAAAUUGGCAACAAGCUCGGCAUGAACGGUGUCAACAAUGGCUUCCUGGGAUUCGAUCAGGUUCGCAUUCCGCGCAAAAACAUGCUGAUGAAGAACGCGAAGCUGCUGGAGGACGGAACGUUCGUGAAGCCACCAUCGCAAGCGCUCACCUACGGUACGAUGAUGUUCGUACGGGUGGUGAUCGUACGUGAUACGGCUUUUCAUUUGGCAAAGGUCGCUACCAUAGCCGUGCGAUAUUCGUCGGUUCGCCGACAGAGUCAUAUCAAUCCGGAUCUGCCGGAAGUUCAAGUGAUCGACCAUCUAACGCAGCAGUACAAGCUGUUCCCGCCGAUCGCUAAAAGUAUCGUAUUCAAGCUUACUUCGGACAACCUGUGGGAAAUGUACAAUCAAGUGACGGCCGAACUGGACCAGGGUAACCUGGAGCGUCUUCCCGAACUACAUGCCAUCGCAUGCUGCCUGAAAGCGGUCACUACAGCGGAUGCGGCGAAGAGCGUAGAAACACUGCGUAUGGCAUGCGGUGGUCAUGGCUAUAUGACGUGCGCCAAUUUUUACAACACCUAUGGAUUUGUAACGGCCGCCUGUACAUAUGAAGGAGAAAAUACGGUUUUGCUGCUCCAAACUGCACGGUAUCUCGUGAAAGUGUGGAGCCAAGCAAUCAAAGGGCAACCACUUGUGCCAACGGUCCAGUAUUUGAGUAGUUUUAUCCAGAGCAAAAACUCUCGCCAUCCCUGGAUCGACACAGUGCCCGGCAUUAUCAAAGCACUGCAGACCGUCGCAGCAAGCAAACUUCGCAUAGCCUACGAACACAUCGAGCAGCGCAAAAAAGCUGGCUACACACACGAGGAGGCGGUUAAUUUGACCUCUCUCGAGCUUGCCCAAACAGCCGAAGCACAUUGCCGUGCGUUCCUGGUGCAGUCUGGUUACGAGAUGAUUGAAGCGCUGUGUCAGAAAGUGUCCGCUCCGUUUGCCAAAGUGAUGCGUACCAUCGGGGAGCUGUACGCGUACAACGAGGCGCUUGAGUCAAUUGGCAAUUUGGUGCGGUUCACCGCAAUCAGCGAGAGCGAUAUCAAUCGACUGCAAUCCAAGCUCGAGUCGGCCCUCUUGGCGAUUCGUCCGAAUGCGGUCAGUAUUGUGGAUGCGUUUGCUAUUCCGGAUAUUCUGCUGGGAUCGCCGCUUGGUGCGUACGAUGGAAACGUGUACGAAAAGCUCUACGAAGAGGCACAGAAAAGUCCGCUCAACAAGGAACCGGUGAACAAAUCAUUCCACCUGUACUUGAAACCAUUCAUGCGUUCGAGCUUGUAAGUUAGCCAACGGUUAGAAUUGGUUAAGAAGCGAAGCUUUCGCUAUUAAAACAA